GGGUGGUUAGCAGAUGUCAGAGCACAUCGAUAAGUUCCCAGCGUGUUGUUGCAGCGUCAUUCUGUUUGAAUGAAGUUCAGACUGAGAACUAGCCAACUCUUCAUUCGCGCCCCGGUGGAUUGAAACAGGAAAAAAUAAAGAGUUGAGGAAGUGAAAGCUUGCCAAAUAUGCCGGUGUUUACAGUAAAUGUCAAAUGGGGCAAAGAGAAGUUUGAUGCAGUAGAGCUGAACACGGAGGAACCACCCAUGGUGUUCAAGGCUCAGCUCUUUGCACUGACAGGAGUUCAGCCAGACAGACAGAAGGUCAUGGUGAAGGGAGGCACUCUGAAGGAUGACGAGUGGGGAAACAUUAAACUGAAAAAUGGAAUGACUCUGCUGAUGAUGGGCUCAGCAGAUGCCCUGCCGGAGGAGCCUGCUGUCCGGCCUAUGUUUGUAGAGGACAUGACUGAGGAGCAGCUGGCCUCAGCGAUGGAGCUGCCCUGUGGGCUGACAAACCUGGGUAACACCUGUUACAUGAACGCCACAGUGCAGUGUUUGCGCUCUGUGCCAGAGCUCAAAACUGCCCUUAGAAGGUAUACAGGUGCUCUGCGAUCUUCAGGGGCAAACGCACCAUCGCAAUAUAUCACAGCAGCCCUUCGUGACUUAUAUGAGACCAUGGACAAGACCUCGUCCAGCCUCCCACCCAUUAUUUUGCUGCAGUUCCUUCACAUGGCCUUUCCACAGUUUGCUGAGAAGGGGGACCAGGGACAGUACCUGCAGCAGGAUGCGAACGAGUGCUGGCUGCAGAUGAUGAGAGUGCUUCAGCAGAAAUUGGAGCCACUAGAGCCAGAGACUCCCAUGGAGACUGAGUCUGAGAGCGGAGCUGCUUCUGCCUCUGCGAAGAAGAACUUCAUCGACCAGUAUUUUGGUGUAGAAUUUGAAACUUCCAUGAAAUGCACAGAGUCUGAGGAGGAGGAGCCAAUCAAGGGCAAGGAAAGCCAGCUCCAACUCAGCUGCUUCAUUAACCAAGAGGUGAAAUACCUUGCAACAGGACUAAGGCUGAGACUGCAGGAAGAGAUAACAAAAAUGUCUCCAUCCUUGGAAAGAAACGCCUUGUAUAUAAAAUCUUCAAAACUGAGCCGUCUCCCUGCCUACUUGACUGUUCAGAUGGUCCGAUUUUACUAUAAAGAGAAGGAGUCUGUCAAUGCAAAAGUCCUUAAGGACGUCAAGUUCCCACUCAUGCUGGAUGUCUAUGAGCUGUGCACCGCAGAGAUCCAGGAGAAAAUGCUGCCAAUCAGGUCAAAGUUUAAGGAGGUUGAGGACAAGAAGCUAGAGAAACAGCAGCAAAAGUUGUUGAAGAAGCCAGAUGCAGCGAAAGAGGUGAAAUAUGAGCCUUUCUCAUUCCCUGACGAUGUUGGUUCCAACAACAGCGGUUACUACGACCUGCAGGCUGUGUUGACACACCAAGGCCGCAGUAGCUCAUCGGGUCAUUAUGUGGGAUGGGUCAAAAGGAAAGAAGAUGAGUGGGUCAAGUUUGAUGAUGACAAGGUGAGUCUGGUGUCUCCAGAGGAUAUCCUGCGACUGUCUGGUGGCGGAGACUGGCAUAUAGCAUAUGUUCUACUGUACGGCCCUCGGCGGCUGGAAAUACUUGAAGAGGAACAGUAGCUAUGGAAGAUUUCCUAGAAGACAAAGACAACAUCCAACACACAUACAAAUUGCCAUUUCCAAGCACUGUCUGCAUAGAUGUGCAAUAAAACUGGUGUCUUUAAAGAUUUGAUGACCUUAAUUUUUUUUGUUUUGUUUUUUGUAACCAACACAGAUGCUUGUAAAACAAAUUCUGUCAAACGGUGUUAAAUAUUCAACCAUAGUGGGCUUUGAAAAUGGAGAUUGAUGAGAGGAGAUCUCUGGACUGGAUCCUUGAAAGAGGUUUUUAAGUCUAGCUCUGCAGUUUCAUUAAAUGUUUUAUACACAUUGUAUAUUUUUUAAAGCCUUUGAUAAGGUGCUCAUAUCAUAAAAGCAAAAUAUUCUCUUUAGUCAUUUAAUCAACUUGUACAAAAAUGCCUAGCCAAGCUGUUGUUCUUGACAUUCUGGCUUGUAUCUUCUCAGAUGUAUUAUGGAGAUUUUCACUCAACACUGUAAAGACUUGCCCUUGUUCACCUGUUGGCCCUCUGGGAAAUCUGGGUUCAAUCUAAGGUCUUUUCUUAAGUGCUUGGCUUGCAUCAUCUCCUGGAAUUGUUCUCGGAUGUAGUGACAGAUGAGCUUAAUUCUGCCAAAAUUUCACUAAUGCUCUUUUGGGGGGGAAGUGUGUUGGGAACCUGGUGCAGAACAGGUUGUCCUUGUGGUGAACUGUGCGCAGUUAAAUAAAGGCUUGAGAUUCAACCACGAUGGUUUACUCGACGAGCUUUGAACAUUCUUGCUGACACCGACAUCUACGAGUAUACCCUUAAAAUGCUAUGCUUGACUUUUGUUUUUCUGUGCAGGUCUCCUGCUCACCCUGCCACAAUGUGUAAGACCUAACCAUCAACACUCUGUAAUAAGUUAUUGACUGAUUGCUUUUCAUAGGUGGUGAAAAUAAACUGUUAUACCAAAA
Lates calcarifer (barramundi perch) is the source of this 2568-nucleotide messenger RNA. RefSeq names its product ubiquitin specific peptidase 14 (tRNA-guanine transglycosylase) (gene usp14). The coding region runs from base 168 to 1643 and encodes 491 amino acids. The transcript has 16 exons. The record is from RefSeq and is a predicted model, not a curated record. Gene Ontology annotation, biological process: protein deubiquitination; regulation of proteasomal protein catabolic process; proteasome-mediated ubiquitin-dependent protein catabolic process. NCBI's taxonomy places the organism in Eukaryota, Metazoa, Chordata, Actinopteri, Centropomidae. Gene Ontology annotation, molecular function: proteasome binding; cysteine-type deubiquitinase activity; protein binding.